This is a messenger RNA of Nestor notabilis (Kea), 745 nucleotides long. RefSeq names its product nudix (nucleoside diphosphate linked moiety X)-type motif 1 (gene NUDT1). The transcript has 3 exons. Bases 14 to 484 code for a protein of 156 amino acids. The record is from RefSeq and is a predicted model, not a curated record. NCBI's taxonomy places the organism in Eukaryota, Metazoa, Chordata, Aves, Psittaciformes, Psittacidae. Gene Ontology annotation, biological process: DNA protection. Gene Ontology annotation, molecular function: 8-oxo-7,8-dihydroguanosine triphosphate pyrophosphatase activity.
UUGCCCAGGAGCCAUGUACACCACGAAGCUCUUCACCCUGGUCCUGGUGGUGCAGCCGCAACGCGUCCUCCUGGGCAUGAAGAAACGCGGGUUCGGAGCGGGGCUGUGGAAUGGCUUCGGUGGGAAGGUGCAGCCGGGGGAGAGCAUCGAGGAGGCUGCUCGCAGGGAGCUCUUGGAGGAGAGUGGACUGACUGUGGACACCUUGCAGAAGAUGGGUCAGAUCACAUUUGAAUUUGUGGGCAACUCUGAACUCAUGGAUGUCCACAUUUUCCGGGCAGAUGAUUUUCAUGGAGAGCCAACAGAAAGCGAUGAAAUGUGUCCCCAGUGGUUUCAGCUGGAUGAGGUGCCGUUCAAUCACAUGUGGGCGGAUGAUAUCUACUGGUUUCCCCUGGUGCUUCAAAAGAAGUUGUUUCGGGGCUAUUUUAAGUUCCAGGGACAAGACACUAUCCUGGAGCACACUCUGAAAGAAGUAGAGGAACUUUAAGAAAACAGAAGCAGUCAACCCAUGUACUGCUGCUGCCCACAUUGGGCUACACCACCAUGAGUACUACUUCUAAGGGUCUUCUUUCUUCAGCUCUCCAGCAAAGGAGACUGAUGUGUCAGGUGGGAAGUAAGGAAAAUAAGGGGUUUCUUAGAGCAGAAAUAAAAGUAAUGAGAUUGUCCAUGCUGUGAAGUCCCCGGCUGUGUUACACUUCAGCCAGGGUUAUGUGAUCACAGCUAUUAAAAACAUAGUGUUAACUCUUUU